AUGUCCACGGCCGUGGCGUCCCCAGCACCGCUCAACGACCCCUCGGCGUCGGCGGGCGCCAAGCCCGUCCUGAUCGUGGUGAUGGGCACCUCGGGCUCGGGCAAGUCGACGCUGGGUUCCCAGCUGGCCUCCGCGCUCGCGAUCCCCUUUAUCGACGGCGACGACCUGCACCCCGCCAGCAACGUCGAAAAGAUGUCGAGGGGCAUCCCGCUCACCGACGACGACCGCGAGCCGUGGCUCAGAAAGAUCCGCCGCACCGCCAUCGAACUCACCCGCCCGGCCUCGCAGCACCUUGCCCGCGGCCUCACGCGCGGUCAGCAUCGCGACGAGAUCCUGAAAAGGUUUCUCGAAGUCGACGAGGACGACGUCGACCACGUCCGCAAGCUCGCCGAAGUCUACGAGACCAGCGCCGUCCAAGAGGCCCAGGACGCCGAGGCGGGCAAGCUCGGGGCAUCGCAGGGCGCACCGACAAAGUUCCUCGAUCCGCGCCACCACCCUUCGACGCGCAGCAGCAGCGGCGGCGGCGUCCGGCGGCGCGGGUGCGUCAUCGCCUGUUCGGCCCUCAAGCGCUCCUACCGCCAGCUGCUGCGCGGCAACAUCGCCGACCUGGCCUCGUACGACGCCGCCGACCCGCACCGCGCAGAGCUCGGGGCGCCCCCCGACCUCGACGUCUACCACGUCUACAUGGACCUCUCCGCCGACAUCCUGUGGGGCCGCAUGCAGGCGCGCAAGAACCACUUUAUGAAGUUUGAGAUGCUCAAGUCGCAGCUCGACACCCUCGAGGUGCCCGUCGAGGACGUAGAGUACGCGGCGGCGGCGGCGGCGGCACCUACACGUGCACCUGCAGGCGGCGACAAGGGAAACGGCAAGGCGGGAGCGGCAAAGGGUGAACCCGGCGUCAUUGUCGUGCCCGUCGAAGCGGACACGGCGACGGAAGAGGUCACGCGGCGGGCCAAACAGAGGAUCGACAACGUGGUGGGCAGGCUGGCAUGA
This is a messenger RNA of Pseudozyma flocculosa PF-1, 993 nucleotides long. RefSeq lists its product as uncharacterized. NCBI's taxonomy places the organism in Eukaryota, Fungi, Basidiomycota, Ustilaginomycetes, Ustilaginales, Ustilaginaceae. Gene Ontology annotation, cellular component: cytoplasm. Gene Ontology annotation, molecular function: gluconokinase activity. The record is from RefSeq and is a predicted model, not a curated record. Bases 1 to 993 code for a protein of 330 amino acids. The transcript is spliced from 2 exons.